This is a messenger RNA of Neocloeon triangulifer, 1282 nucleotides long. RefSeq lists its product as uncharacterized. The transcript has 6 exons. Gene Ontology annotation, biological process: nuclear-transcribed mRNA catabolic process; NAD-cap decapping. Gene Ontology annotation, cellular component: cytosol; nucleus. The record is from RefSeq and is a predicted model, not a curated record. Gene Ontology annotation, molecular function: mRNA 5'-diphosphatase activity. Lineage: Eukaryota; Metazoa; Arthropoda; Insecta; Ephemeroptera; Baetidae. Bases 102 to 1259 code for a protein of 385 amino acids.
GCUCUUGCAGAUAAGCGUGCAAUUGUGACUGAGGCGCCUUCGAUUACGCUCUUUCGUGUGAAUAACUGAGACUUUUGACUUUUACUUCCAACAGUGUAAAAAUGUCGCUGCAAAUUCUGGACCCAGAGAGUGUCGACUUCGACAAGUCCAAAGUGAACGAAGAUCUGAAUUUCAAGACAAAGGCUGUGUCUUGGUACACGACGCGAAACGCGUUGAGAUGCGACGUCGGAUUUUGCGGCCAGGACGAUUCUGCUGUCAGGUAUCUGCACCUGCCCAAGAGUGGCAGGGUCAACUUCAACUUGAACAGAACCCAUCCAGAUGAUGACUUCAAACUGGACAAGUACACAGAGAAUGAGGACAUCAGUGACAUGCUGUCUUGGGUGCAAGAAAUUGGUUCUAAUGAGGAGAGCUUUGAUAAUGCAGAGUUUAUCUGCAUUCGGCAUGAGCUGGUUGAUUUGCUUUUGAUGCCGUAUGCAACAUCAAGGUUUAACAAGGGAGUCAAGCUAUACAUAACUAAGGCCAAAGGAAAAAUUUACAUUCGUGGGGCCAUUGCUGAUGGAGAAUUGCAGAGGAAAAACCCAAAAGUCUUGAAUGACUUUGAAUUGAAAAGGACAAAGCAUGGGCUUAUGUUUCAGCACUUCACCAUUUCUGAUUCGCCAACCAAGGCUCCGGUUCCAGACAAACCCUACAGACGAGGAGAAAGUACCUUGUAUAUUGUCUUUGAGGGUGCCGUUGGCGAGCAUAAGCUGCUUUACGCUUCCAAGGUAAAAGCUUUGAAUGCGCCUGACGACCUGCUGAACCUCGAACAAGCAACAUUCACUGAUGUCCGAACCAAUCUAGGAAUGUCAUCAUCUGAAAUCAAAUGGCGAAAAUGGUUUGAGUGGUGGGGCAACUGCAUUACUGGGAAAAUGGACAAGGUGGCCGUUGGCUUUGUUGGAAAAGGGUCUUUCGUGGGCCAAGUGAAAAAUUUUGAAAUCAUUCCAGCCGACUCCAUGAUCAAGAAAUGCGAGGUGGCCCACAAAAAGGAUCGAUUCAGAACUUCUGAGAGCUCACCAAAGGGCCAGUACUGUAUUGAUGCUCUUGAUAAGGUUCUGUCCUUCUUCAAGUCUGAGCUGAAGGAUGCCAAACCUUCGGAGGUGUAUGUCUUCAACUUCGACCCAUCUCAGUCAAGAGUGGCAAAUUUGGAGCGGCUCGGAACUUCCGGAGAAAAGAAAAUUUUUGUUAUGCCUGAUUGGUAUGCUAAUUGGCUAAAAGUGUAGAUUGACCCUUUCUAGUUCAUCUU